Cucurbita maxima (winter squash) is the source of this 844-nucleotide messenger RNA. Its product is annotated as glycine-rich cell wall structural protein-like. The coding region runs from base 26 to 661 and encodes 211 amino acids. Lineage: Eukaryota; Viridiplantae; Streptophyta; Magnoliopsida; Cucurbitales; Cucurbitaceae. The transcript has a single exon. The record is from RefSeq and is a predicted model, not a curated record.
UCAUUGUUCAUUGGGCUCUACCAAGAUGGAUAGUGGCUGGAACAGAGCGGCUUUGUUCUCUUUGUUAUGUUUUCAUGUUGUUGUGUCCAGUGUGCUUGCUAGGGGAGUGGCUAAAGCGAGGAAUGAGGAGGAGGAGAAGUUUCUGUUCUAUGGCAAGGGUGGUGGACUAGGAGGUGGAUAUGGUGGUGGCAGUGGUUCUGGAGGAGGAGGAGCUGGUGGUGGCAGUGGUUUUGGAGGUGGAGGAGCUGGUGGUGGCAGUGGUUUUGGAGGUGGAGGAACUGGUGGUGGCAGUGGUUUUGGAGGUGGAAGUGGUGGCGGCGGUGGUCUUGGAGGUGGAAGUGGUGGCGGCGGUGGUCUUGGAGGUGGAAGUGGAGGAGGCUUUGGAGGGGGUCAUGGGAUUGGUGGUGGUGUAGGAGGUGGAGGUGGAGAUGGAGAUGGAGAUGGAGAUGGAGGCCUUGGAGGUGGUGAUGGUGGCGGGUUUGGUAAUGGUGGUGGUUAUGGCGGAGGAUUUGGGGGUGGAGGUCUUGGAGGUGGAGGAGGGUUCGGUAAGGGUGGUGGAUUCGGUGGUGGCAUUGGAAAGGGUGGAGGACUUGGUGGUGAUGGUGGAGGUGGAGGUGGCUCGGGUGGUGGGUUUGGCGGCGGCGGAAAUGGACACCACUAAGCUUUUUACUUUGCAGUAAAAAUCCCAUAAUCACAUUAAUACACGUAUUAUUACCACAUGAAAAUGUUCUCAUGCAUUAGAUUACUUAAAAUGUUUUGUGUACCUUUAUGCUUCACAUGAAUAUUGUUAUGUUAUUAUAUUUCUUUUCUUAAUCUUCCUCACAAUAAUUACUGAAAAUUUAUA